Molecule: messenger RNA, 2390 nt
Organism: Lepidothrix coronata (blue-crowned manakin)
Lineage: Eukaryota; Metazoa; Chordata; Aves; Passeriformes; Pipridae
Product: E3 ubiquitin/ISG15 ligase TRIM25-like
Exons: 7
Coding region: 53-1243 (396 amino acids)
Molecular function (GO): zinc ion binding
Source: RefSeq, a predicted model, not a curated record
UCCCGCCUUUUUUCGUUUCUCGCAGCUUGGGUUAGGCGGCAUCGCUGCAGCCAUGGAAAAAGCUAGUGCAGAAUUUGAAGGAGGUGCCAGCCUGGAGGCCGAACUCUCAUGUUCCAUCUGCCUGUGCCUGUACAAGGACCCAGUGUCGCUGAGCUGCAGUCACACCUUCUGCCAGCAGUGCAUCAAGAAAACGUUCGCAGCCCAGCUACAAUCCCAGGCUCCUUUAAGCUGCCCCAUGUGCAGGCUCCACCUCGGGCCCAACCUGGAGCUGCAGAAGAAUUUCCACCUGUGCAACAUCGUGAAGGCAUUUCAGGCCAAGACUUCUGAAGAAAAACAGGGCAAGGGCUCUGAAGAGGGGGAGACAGAGGUGUUCCCCUGUGAGUACUGCCUGGAUAAGACCCAGCCAGCGUUGAAAACCUGCCUGGUCUGCGAUGCAUCCUUGUGCCAGGCCCAUCUGAACAAACACAACUCCAAGGCUUCCUACCAGGACCACAUCGUGGUGGAGGUGGGAGCAGGCGGUGUGGCGGAGGAGAGGAGGUGCCCGGAGCACGGCAGGAUGCUGGAAUGCUACUGCAGCCGCGAGGAGCAGUACAUCUGCAUGCUCUGCGCCAUCAGGGGGGCCCACGUGAACCACGAGGUCCUCACCCUGAAGGAGGGACAUGACAAGCAGCUGACUAAACUCCUGAACAAGAUGACAUGUCUGCAGCUAUAUGAAAGGGCCAUAGUUACUGCCCUAGAAGAUCUUCAGAAAAGUGAGAAUCAGAUCAAGACCAAUACAAAGACAGUGACUUCUCAGAUACAAAAGCUGUUUGAUGAGAUAAAGACAGAGUUGAUUAAGAAAGAGAAGAUGAUCCUGAGUGACAUUCAAUCGAAUGAGAAAAAACAACUGGCAUACAUUGACUACUUGAAGAAGAAUAUGGAACAUAGGAGAGAGGAGGUUGAGCGGAAUCUUCAGCUUUUGCAGAAGCUGAGAGAGCAACAAGAUAUUUUCCUCUUCUUCAAGGAAUUUCAUGUAGCAAUACUGGCCACAGACAGGAUUGCGCGCCAGAAUUCGAACAUUUACAGGGCAGAUGUGGUGGUGGUGGAGGAGACGGAUGGCGUCGGGAUUCGCCGCUACCAAGACAAGAUACGGGACUCCAUGAAGGGACUGGACUGUAUCUUCCGGGAACUGCAAGAUAAACUCACCAAACAAAUGAAGUGUAACAGUGGGGCUUUGGUACCUCUUCAGACUCCUAAGUGUUAGAAAAUACUGUUUAUUCCUCAAGACUCUGGCUUGGCGCUGUGAGCCUUACAGAGAAAAUCUCUCACCUAAAAAUGUGAACAGCAUUUUGUUGCAUGCAUCUCCUCUCCCUGCCAGAGGUGAACCAGCAGAUGUGCAGCCUCAGGGCACAGCUCUCAAAAUCUGCACUGGACAGAAAUCUCUGGGAACUCACCAGAGAAAUCAUUUACCUUCAGCCUGAGGGAGACACUGGGUUUGCUUCAGCACUCAGUAAAAGUCUGAGCCUGUUCCAAGGAAAGACCACAGAGGGGUUCCCACCAACUGAGCAGAAGCUGGAGCAAACCCAAUGCCUGAAAGGAUUCCCAGACAAAUCCAAAUGCUGCAGGAGAUAUGAAAUGUGUGAACAGUAUUUCUCUUAAGACAGCACUAGUCCAAUGCUCAAAUAUAUUUCUGCUGGGCACAGUGGUGCAUCUUUUCUCCUAGCUUUUUUGCAUAAAUGUUAUUUAGAAGUUAUAUAAAAGAUUUUUUUAAUUUUUUUGUUGUUGUUGCUGAAACUGCAGUUUGCAAACAAGUUUUUCUUAAGCCAUAAAUUUUAAAGAAAAUCCUACUUUCUUCACCACUGUGGCAGUUUGAGCCAUUUGGCAGUUUUUAAUUUUUGGAGCAAAUCUAGAGGUAUAUUUUUUAAUCAGUGUACAUGUCCAUUCAUUUGUUUUGUGAGCUCAGUCUUCUACAGACAUACCAAUGGCUGUGCUCUAUAUGGAAUGAGACAGCUACUCAAAAUGGGAGAGAAAAGAAAUAUAGUUUUCUGAGGCAAUGCAAAGCUCUACUUGGCAGCAACUUGUCAAGUAUGUUAUUAACACAGCAAUAAAAUAUGCCUAUUAUUACAGUAAGUGAAGCUUUUCUGUCUUGUGUAUUCCUACAGCACAAACCAAAGGAUCGGCGUGUGACAGAUAUAAACAAAAUUUUUGAUUCACAUACGGCCAGAAGAAAAAGAGAGGCAAAAAACAAGAUGGAAAGGAAAAGUUUAAUAUUGUUAAAAAUUACCUUUAAUAAUGAGAAUCUGCCAAAUGUCUUGACCUCCCCUAUAUCCCUUGCAUUCAAAUCAAUUCUGUAGCAUACGCAAAUUUAAAAAAGAAGUGCUAAGAAUUAACAUGAACGUAAGAAAAUCUCU